AUGAUGGUCGCUCGAGUAGUUACAGGGUUCGGGGCAGGAACAUUGACGGUUUUGAGAACUUAUGCUGCAACGGCCUCUGUACCUCGUGAUCGGCUCCGAGUUGUUUCACUCGGAACCGCAGGAUUCGUGCUCGGGCUUUCCUUCGGCCCGGCCCUACAGGCUGGGUUCACUCCUAUCGGUGAUGAUGGAUAUCACGUAGGGCCUCUUGUUCUGAAUAUGUACACAGUUCCUGCAUUCUUUAUGGUCAUUAUUUCACUUAUCAGCUGUGUUGUCGUUGUAACACUAUUCAAAGAGGAUUACGCUGGUAUUGUCAAGAAGGAUGGAGAUGGUGAAAAUUUGUUUGUUGUUGUUCCUAAAUAUGAUGUGCUACCAGCAGUCAUUUGUAUUUAUCUCUGGAUAAUAGUAUGCAUGGUGGGAGUUAAUAUCGAAGUGUGA
Haemonchus placei is the source of this 435-nucleotide messenger RNA. NCBI's taxonomy places the organism in Eukaryota, Metazoa, Nematoda, Chromadorea, Rhabditida, Trichostrongylidae. The record is from the annotation of a GenBank genome assembly.